AUCUCUCGAGACUUCAUCGCUAUCAUUCUCAGUUUGAUUUCUGAAGAAAGUGCUUUAUUUCGGAAAGUUUGUACGUUGUAGGUAGUGCUUAGUCUAUUUCAAGCAUCUAGCAGCCGAAAAGAUGCUAAUUAAAUCAGUCGUCCUGAUGGUAUGCUUUGCCAUCUUGGCACAAGCGGAUUUUGUUAGGGUACAGUUACACAAAACCGAAAGCGCUCGGCAGCACUUUCGUAAUGUGGAUACCGAAAUUAGACAACUGCGUCUGAAGUACACCGCUGUGUCCGGGCCGGUUCCGGAACCGCUGUCCAACUAUUUAGAUGCUCAAUACUUCGGCGCAAUUACAAUUGGAACACCACCACAGAGUUUCAAGGUGGUAUUUGAUACCGGCUCGUCUAACCUUUGGGUGCCCUCGAAGGAAUGCUCUUUUACCAAUAUCGCCUGCUUGAUGCACAAUAAAUACAAUGCCAAAAAGUCAUCGACAUUCGAGAAGAAUGGAACGGCUUUCCACAUUCAGUAUGGAUCGGGCAGCCUUUCAGGUUAUCUAUCGACUGAUACCGUUGGACUGGGCGGUGUUGCGAUCAAGAAGCAAACGUUUGCCGAAGCCAUCAAUGAACCUGGUCUGGUGUUCGUUGCGGCGAAAUUCGAUGGAAUACUUGGCCUUGCAUACAGCGCUAUUGCGGUUGAUGGGGUUGUGCCCGUCUUUUACAACAUGUUCAAUCAGGGAUUGAUCGAUUCACCAGUCUUCUCCUUUUAUUUGAACCGUGAUCCCAGUGCUGCCGAGGGUGGAGAAAUUAUUUUCGGUGGUUCAGAUUCCAAUAAGUACACUGGAGACUUUACAUACCUACAGGUAGAUCGUAAAGCGUACUGGCAAUUUAAAAUGGAUUCAGUUAAGGUUGGAGAUGCUGAGUUUUGCAACAAUGGCUGCGAAGCUAUUGCCGAUACCGGAACUAGUCUGAUCGCUGGACCAGUUUCUGAGAUUACCGCUAUCAACAAGGCUAUCGGAGGCACGCCUAUUAUUAACGGAGAAUACAUGGUAGACUGUUCCCUGAUUCCGAAGUUACCAAAGAUUGCGUUCGUUUUGGGUGGCAAAACUUUUGAGCUCGAAGGUGCCGAUUAUAUAUUGCGAGUUGCUCAAAUGGGAAAAACAAUUUGCUUGUCCGGCUUCAUGGGCAUUGACAUCCCACCACCGAACGGACCUUUGUGGAUUCUGGGUGAUGUUUUCAUUGGAAAGUACUACACCGAGUUCGACAUGGGCAACGAUCGCGUUGGAUUUGCCACAGCUAUUUAGAAUGUGUUUCAAAACUGGUAAGCAAAGGUAGUAUGCUUUAAUCAAAUUUCUAAAUUCAGUUAACUGCACAUUAGUCAGCUAGAAAACGAAUGGUUUGAUUAUACGGAUUACAAAAGUUAAUGUUUAUGAAAAUAAAGCUGGAACCAAAACUGUUCAA
Molecule: messenger RNA, 1442 nt
Organism: Sabethes cyaneus
Lineage: Eukaryota; Metazoa; Arthropoda; Insecta; Diptera; Culicidae
Product: lysosomal aspartic protease
Exons: 5
Coding region: 122-1285 (387 amino acids)
Biological process (GO): cell death; proteolysis
Cellular component (GO): lysosome
Molecular function (GO): aspartic-type endopeptidase activity
Source: RefSeq, a predicted model, not a curated record